AUGGUGGAAAUCAUAAAACCACACAACACAGAGAGCAGUUCAAAGUCCGGUCCAUACAUUGACCUGCUGGCCGCCUGCAGGGAGGAGUACCACCGCCGGCUGAAGGUCUACCACGCCUGGAAGUCCAAGAACAGGAUGAGGACCGACGAGGACGACAACCAGCGGGCCCCCAAGUGUGUGACCGACUACGCUGAACACAACCCGGCGCCCGCGGCCACCGCCGCGCCACAGGAAGUGACCAUGAACCGGCAGCAGCGCUACUUCCGUAUCCCGAUCAAGCGGCCGGCAGACCAGUACAAGGACCCCCAGAACAAGAAGGGCUGGUGGUACGCACACUUCGACGGGCCCUGGAUCGCACGCCAGAUGGAGCUGAACCCCGACAUGGGGCCCAUCUUGCUGGUGGCCGGGAAGGAUGACAUGGAGAUGUGUGAGCUGAGCCUGGAGGAAACAGGUCUGACCAGGAAGCGUGGCGCUGAGAUCCUCCCAGGGCAGUAUGAGGAGAUCUGGGAGCGCUGCGACGGCAUCCAGUACCUGAGGAGCGCCAUCGAGAGCAAGCAGGCGCGGCCCACCUACGCCACCGCCAUGCUCCAGAACCCCCCAACUGAACACAACCCGGCGCCUGCUGCCACCGCCGCGCCACAGGAAGUGACCAUGAACCAGCAGCAGCGCUACUUCCGUAUCCCGAUCAAGCGGCCGGCAGACCAGUACAAGGACCCCCAGAACAAGAAGAAGGGCUGGUGGUACGCACACUUCGACGGGCCCUGGAUCGCACGCCAGAUGGAGCUGAACCCCGACAAGAGGCCCAUCUUGCUGGUGGCCGGGAAGGAUGACAUGGAGAUGUGUGAGCUGAGCCUGGAGGAAACAGGUCUGACCAGGAAGCGUGGCGCUGAGAUCCUCCCAGGGCAGUAUGAGGAGAUCUGGGAGCGCUGCGGCGGCAUCCAGUACCUGAGGAGCGCCAUCGAGAGCAAGCAGGCGCGGCCCACCUACGCCACCGCCAUGCUCCAGAACCUGCUCAAAUAACCAGAGGACCAGAACCCGCUCAGAUGAACCAGAACAUGCUCAAAUAACCACAGAAGAUAGACCAGAACCGUCUCAAAUGAACCAGAGAAGAAACACACUGACACACACUGCAUACACACUGACACACACAGACACACACGGGGAGAUAUGCUGAACACAAGAGUCA
Gadus macrocephalus (Pacific cod) is the source of this 1186-nucleotide messenger RNA. RefSeq names its product unconventional myosin-VI-like. The transcript is spliced from 8 exons. The record is from RefSeq and is a predicted model, not a curated record. Bases 1 to 1020 code for a protein of 339 amino acids. Lineage: Eukaryota; Metazoa; Chordata; Actinopteri; Gadiformes; Gadidae.